UUCUCGCGAGAUUAAAAUUCAAAAUAACGCGGGACGGUUCGAGGAACUUAUCUGUUGAUUCUGACAGACGUUGGCGUCAACAGUUAUUAUAAAAAUGGUUGGAGUCAACAGUUAUUAUAAAAACCUACGUGAGUACGUGACUACAAAGACCUUUCAAUAAGUUACGCUGACUACGGAUCAGCUUCUUUUGCUUAAAGCUGCCUUUGAACACGGUUUUACUGUCAGCUAACGGCUAAGCUGCUGUGUAUACAAAUGGAUCCCACGGAGGAUUUGUCAGCCCGGCUCCUGCUGAAAAACAUCCUCAGCACCGAACCACUGCGGACCCCCAUCACCCGCAGUGUCUCUAAAGCUCAGAGUCCCAGUGGGAAGCGACGCAGCAGCAGACUGAGCAAGAAAGAUGCUGGAGCCCAAACACCGCAGGAAAUCAUGAGGCGCAGCAUGAAGCAUAAAUUGCGUGAGAGCAUAACCAGGAAGUCUUUGCCUGCCACCACGAGUAGGAUGACGACCUCAGGACUGCUGCGAAAGACAACUCCAGGCCUGACGUCAAUGUUGUUUGACGAUGAUGACACACCGAGGCACUUACUCAGGAGAAUUCUGCAAACAGAGCCUGUGAGGUCUCCAGUGGUGCACAACAAAGCUGCAUCAGAGGAGCCUGGGCCCUCCUCAGCCAACUCCAGCAUCUCCAGCAAGUGUUCCAGUAUUGAGCUCUCGGGGCUGGAUCUGCCUGAUUUGACCCUGGGCAACACAGGAACCGUAGCUAAGGGACUGAGCAGGAAGAGACCACGACGAAGCCUUAAUGUGACAGCUUUUGAAAAACGACUCAAACAGUCAAGUGAUUUUCAAGAGGAACAUGAAGAAUCUGCAGAAAACUAUUCAUCACUUUCACUAUCGAGUUCCACUUCUUUGAGUCUAAAAACUCCCUUUGUGGAUGUCCGGAGUGAGAAAAGGGGCCUGCAGAGGAGAGCGUCCAACCGCAGAAAAAUCACAGAGGAAGAAUUUGACGCUGCUGUUAAUAAACAGUGGAUGGGAGGUGAUCAUGUAAAGGGAGUGGAGCUCAACCAUUCAACCUACAGUGAUGGCUUCACUCUGGGCCUGAGUGAACUCUGUGAACCUAAUAUCACGACUGACAUCAUCAACUGUAACACAGCCCUCUACACGCAGUCUGACCCCAUGGCCUCCACCCUUUCCAUUAUGGCAACGCAGGACAAAGAUACAGUGAUGGCUACUCAGCUCCAGAGACAGAUGUCCGAACAGGAACAGAGCAAGUUAGGGAAAGAUGAGACAGAAUUUGUGUUUCCAACUGAAGUUGGAGUCAUGGAAGAGCUUCAGAAUGAACAGUGUGUGUCUGAAGGUCAGUUGGCGGAAGAAGUGGGUACAGCUGGAUCCCAGUCUGAUGAAGAGGAGGCUGAAUCUCAAUCUGUAAAAGGAGAUGGAGAAGACAUAGGUGCAGAUGAUUCUCAGUCUGAGGAAGAUGUUGAGGCUGGGUCUCAAUCUCAGAAGGAGGAGGCUGAACCUCAAUCUGAAAAAGAAGGUGUAGAUGAUUCUCAGUCUGGGGAAUAUAAAGUUAGGUCUCAGUCUGAGGAGGCUGAAACUCAAUCUGAAAAGGAGAUGAAGAAGAAGGUCCAGAUGAUUUUUAAAUCUGGGGAAGAUGUUGAAGCUGGGUCUCAAUCUGAGGAGGCUGAAACUCAAUCUGAAAAAGGAGAUGAAGAAGAAGGUCCAGAUGAUUUUAAAUCUGGGGAAGAUGUUGAAGCUGGGUCUCAAUCUGAGGAGGCUGAAACUCAAUCUGAAAAAGGAUGAAGAAAAUCUGGGGAAGAUGUUGAAGCUGUGUCUCAAUCUGAGGAGGAGGCCGAACCUCAAUCUGAAAAAGAAGAUGCAGAUGAUUCUCAGUCUGGGGAAGAUGAAGUCAGGUCUCAGUCAGAGGAGAAGGAGGAGGCUGAAACUAUAUCUGAAAAAGGUGAUGGAGAAGAAGGUCCAGAUGAUUCUCAAUCUGGGGAAGAUGUUGAAGCUGGGUCUCAGUCUGAGGAAUUGGGUGAUGAUGGAGAGGACUAUCAGCACGACCAAGAGGAUCCAGAUACCAAUUCCCAAUCUGAGAACAAGGAUGUGGCUGAGUCCCGUGAUGAAGAUGAGGAGGGUAAGCGGGCAUCAGAACAGCUGGAGCACAUCAGUCAGAGAGCCCAUCACUCUCAGGGGGGACUCGUCGUGCCUUUUGUCACAGAGAGAGGAAGGUCCAGAGUACACAGUGCUGGCGGUGUGCACUUCAGCUUGGAAGCGGGAGGCCGUGACGGCAGCCCACCACGUAGUGGGACACCUGAUGUGCAAGAGUCUCUAACCUCUGGGACAGAGGCAGUUGACUGUGUUGCAGAUGGAGAAAACAGCUUUCAUCUGGAGAUGACGCAUGAUAUUGAAGAAGGCAGCCACCUCAGUGAUGCUUUGCCUGAAGAAGAAGAAGAAGCUGCUGCUUCUGCUGCUGUGGACCCUGUUGAACAGGAAGAAGAGUGGGAGGAUGAAGAGACUGAGGAAUUCCCCUGCAAGACUCCAGCAUUUGUCAAAGAGAAGAGGAACUUUUUUCUUCGGGAGCAUGAGACCUCACCCUCUGUUCUUAAGAAUAUUCAAACCAGUCGUACAGGUGAAGCUGUACCUGCAGCUAAGCCUAAGAAGGUGCAAAAGAACACGAGACGACCAGCUAAGAAACAAGCCUGCCUUCCUAAGAGCUACCUUAUGAGUGUCUUCAGACACUUUGCAAAAACCAAGGUCUCUCCCGACAUUUACCCUGUCCUACAGGAAACAAUGGAUCAAUUCUUUGAUCGGAUGGCUGAGGACCUGGAGACGUACGCACAUCACGCCAAGAGAAAAACCAUUGAUUAUGAGGAUGUUCUUCUUCUGUUGAAAAGGAUAGGUUACGUGAAUGACAAGGUGCCAGUGGAAGUGCUGAUUGAAAAAUACCUUCGUAUGGAUCAGCGCAGACUCCUGAUCCCCAUUGCAACGAGCGGUAAUGUUGUUGUCCCUAGACAACGCAGAUGAAUAUUCCAUAAAUGUAUUUCUUUUUUGAUUUGUCUUAGUUUAGUGUGUUUAUAAUUUGUACAUAGUGCAAGCUGCUUAUAACUGUUGUACUUACAGUCAGCACAAUUAUGUGUCACCUUUCUUUAUCUCUCCAUGCUCAAAAUAAAGUUUCUUAUUUAAUAUUUCUCUAAUUGGUUUGUGACCAAACAUUUUUUAAACUAUAUUCCCCCUAAUGAAAUGGAUUGUAAAGAAAAGACCAUUCUUCAGAACACUGUGGUUGUUAGAUAUAUAAAAAAAUCUGAAUGGAGUUUGAUUUGAAAAUAUUGUUUAUUGUUGAUGAAUGACUGAGAAAGACUGAGGUGCUUGUUCUCAAUGAAAAACACUUAUAAUCAAAUCUAUGCUGUGUAAAUAAACGAUAUUUUAAGAA
Solea senegalensis (Senegalese sole) is the source of this 3427-nucleotide messenger RNA. RefSeq names its product centromere protein T (gene cenpt). The transcript is spliced from 14 exons. NCBI's taxonomy places the organism in Eukaryota, Metazoa, Chordata, Actinopteri, Pleuronectiformes, Soleidae. The record is from RefSeq and is a predicted model, not a curated record. Gene Ontology annotation, cellular component: kinetochore. Gene Ontology annotation, biological process: chromosome segregation; mitotic cell cycle; kinetochore assembly. Gene Ontology annotation, molecular function: DNA binding; protein heterodimerization activity.